This is a messenger RNA of Aspergillus niger, 366 nucleotides long. RefSeq lists its product as hypothetical. Lineage: Eukaryota; Fungi; Ascomycota; Eurotiomycetes; Eurotiales; Aspergillaceae. Bases 1 to 366 code for a protein of 121 amino acids. The record is from RefSeq and is a predicted model, not a curated record. The transcript has 4 exons.
AUGCCAGGUAUCAGUUUCUUAUUAUCUAGUGGCGUUCAUUGGAGGUGGCUGGAGGCGAGGAACGGACUCCCCUGCUCUGUAUAUUACGACGUUCAGAUGGAGAAAGGAUUACAACCAUCGAAAGCAUAUGCACUAGGCCCGCAACACAGGACUCUUGAGCUUGAUGGGGUGAUUCAGAACCAUGCAAGAGGCUGGGUAGGCCCUGAAGGGCUUAUAAGUAGAUCGAGAAGCUGCUUCGCGGCAUCAGGGUGGCUCAAAGGACAAGAAGUCCGGACAGUUCUUUCCGACAGGCUAGCCAUGUCGACAGAUGCAGCCAAGGCAACCGUGACCUCGGAAGUUAUCCAGAAGGUAACGCACAAAAAAUAA